This is a messenger RNA of Octopus bimaculoides (California two-spot octopus), 6546 nucleotides long. RefSeq lists its product as uncharacterized. The record is from RefSeq and is a predicted model, not a curated record. NCBI's taxonomy places the organism in Eukaryota, Metazoa, Mollusca, Cephalopoda, Octopoda, Octopodidae.
AUGACAUAUGCCAAUCCUUCUGCCACACUUAUGUCAUAUGCCAAUCCUUAUGCCACACAUAUGACAUAUGCCAAUCCUUCUGCCACACAUAUGACUUUCCAGCAGCAACCCUCUACAACAAGGGUUCGUGAAAUUUCCAAAACCAAUGCAGCAAAAGUGAGAAAAGAUGUUACCAAAACUAAAGUCAAAGAACUGAAUAAAUUAAUCAAUACCAUUAAUGAGGAUUUAAACAAAGAAAAGGCUGAGAAGAUAGCAGAACUAACAGAAUGUUACAUGCAAAGCAUUAGCAGCAUUGGUCAUGCCCAAUGGUUGGCGGCCCAAAAUGACGAUCCCGAAAUUGCAAAACGGCGCAUGAUGAAACGUUAUAAGAAGAACAUUAAACUCCGCCAGAAUGUGGCUCUGUCGAAGCUACACGACGACAAGGUCACAAAAUACGUGCGAGAAAACAAACACAUCAUUUCUAGGAAAGCAGCUUUGGAAACGGAGAAGGCACGAGCUCUGAAGAUAGCAUCAUUGCCUCCACCAGAGAAAAAUAUUUUUGAAGAAGUUAAGCAAUUGAUGGUUCCUGCAAGGAAGAACAAGUCCAUUGCUCCGCAUUCCCGAAUUUCUUAUCCAUCUCCUCCGCUUGUGGAAAAACAUGACAAGAAUUCGGUGGAAGACGGCUACCUUGCUGCUCAAGCUCAAGAUUUACUUCUCCAAGAACAAGAACGACAAAUAAAGCAGACUUCAGAGAAACAAGAACAUAUUCAGAAAGAACGUUACCGAAAAGCCUUACAAAUAGAAUUACUCAAUAGGGAUAGUAAAAAGAUGAUGAAGGAGAUCAGCUUCAUACAAAAGAAGCAAACCAGGCAGAGACAGAAGAAUUUGGCUAAAAUCCCUCUAACUCUGUCAUUCCUCUCCCUCCCUUCCCCUUACUAUUACACUUCAGCAAUACAUAAAAAGAAAGAAAGCAACAAACAAACAAAAAGCAAAGCUUAUUAUGGCACAACGAAAUCUACCUUACAGUCCCUGUUUAAUCGUAUUAAGUCCCAGCGGAACGAGUGGAUCAGUGGAAUGACUGACAGUUUGCAGUAUGUUGAAACUGGUCAAGAGAAAAUGGACAAAUCUGAUUAUCUCAGAUCACAAAUUCCCACAAGCAGUGAAGAAGGGUCUUCUGAUUUUCCUGCCGAUGAGGUGAGCACUUCAGUUCCCACCCGUGAUGGGAUCGGCUUCAUUCCAAGCACUGAGGACACAGAUGUGUCUGAGGUUAGAGUUGUCAAGGUCCAUGAUAAAGGGGAUGAAAGUAAAGGUGUUGAUUCUGACAGCAUCACAGAAGAAAUUAGACAGCCAGGAAUUCCAGAGCCAGUUUCCAGAGCUUUUAAACUUCAGCAACAAAUUCAACAAGUUAUGGAACAGAAAAGGAGAAUCGAGGAACAGAGAAGGAAAUUAGAGGAAAAACUCCAUAAUUUUGAUAAAGAUAAACGUGUCGAUCAGUUGAGUGGUUACAAGUUUAGCCCUCAACAGGUUGCAUCACUUGAAACCAAGGAAUCUGUCAGAGAUUCCACUGACCAAACAGACUCACCUGCCAAAAAACAAACAUUCCCAAAAGACCAAACGGCUAAUAUCCAAGAACUACUGGAACACGGCAGAGCUCUCAUUCAGUCGAGUAUGGCACACAUCAAAGAUUCUAUGGAAUUACACCAAAAGGAUUCCGAUAGCUUAGAAUUCUUGCCUCAGUUAAGUUCGACUACAUUAAGCAAGCAUUUUCCAUUGACAUUUGCAAAUUUACCUGACAAUAUUUCCAAAGUCAGAGAAUAUCAAAAACAUCUUCUUCAAAAGCAUGAAGAAAAAUUAAAAUCCCCAUUAUCCAGCUUAGAAACUAAAAUUCCUUCCCAGAAUGCAGUAGCAGCAACUCCUGUCUCUGAAAUGCAAGAUACAGGUGAUGGACCGUUGCUUCUGUCCCCACCUUCCCCGACUUUACGUCUUCCAUUUGAUCAGAAUGAAGAAUUAGUUGGUGUUGAUGUUGGUACAGAUUACAGCAGAAUCAGACCAAAUAUUUCUCUGUCUUCUACUACAAGUCACGAAGCCCAAGAACCAACACCGACUUCGAAACUGGAGCAACUGUUCCAGUCUUUUAAGACACUGAAAGGUUUGAAACCAACUUCUGCUAUGACAACUGGAAAGACUGAAACCAAAUUCCAGGAACACCAGCAGCAAUUAGAAUGGCUAAAUUCUUUACCAGAUUCCUUGCUGCCUUCUUCCACUUCUUUUGACAACAUGGAGCCUGAAAAUACCUUGCAGUUAGAAGACAUUCUUUUGCCGUCUGGAACUGAUGGCUUGGAGUUUAUUGAAAGUCAAAAGCCAAGGCAGCAAUACCAACAACGCCAGUCUGGUUUGUUAAGUCUGGUGCCAGAGAAAUCCAAUGUGCCAUUUUAUGAUGUUGAUUUAUUAAACAUGUUGCCUGAGAAAGAUGCGGAAAGCUUGCAUUCUGAGGACAGUCAAAAACUGUCGCAAUACACCGACGAUGAAAGUUCGUCGUUUUUGACAGAACUUUUGUCAUCUGGAAUAAAUGGACACACAGAUACUGGAUACAGCUCUGAGCAUAUCAGGAGCCAUGAUUUAAUCAAAAACGCUUCCAACAGUAACGAUAGAAUUCAGAGCAACCAGUAUAGUUUACAGAAACAGCUAAGCAACAUUGAGAAGCAAACCAAGUUGCUCAAUCAACAGUUGUCAGCCAGCAACGAGCAAUUUGACAGACAAGUCAAAGCUGCUCUGAAACUUAAAGAAGAAAUAGGGAGCCUGGCAACCACAAAUUCACCCAGUUUCCAAAAUGUUCCUGCAGCUUUGGCAUCACAGAGGACGCUUGAAGGGAUAAUGGAUUUGCGGCGUCCACCUAUACAGCGGUCAGCGUUUAUUAAUGGUCAUUUUCCUCAUGAACUCAGUGCUAUUGAAGAGGCAGAAAGUAUAUUAAUGACCUCCUGUCGAUCCGAUAAUCACCGUCAUUACUCUUCUCUCUCACCAAUUACUGUUGACAGAGAUCACAAGAAAUCAGGCAUCCAACUUGACCAUUCCAACAGUGGCGACACUCCUCAGCACAGCAGACAAGAUUUCAAUCCAUCUCAGACCUCAGUUUCCAUGGAUCAAGCGCCAUGUCUCUCGUCAACUGGUUUCCCAGAUCCAAAUGUUUCUUCAAGAAGUGACCCUUUGAGUCCCAGAUCUUUUACUUUAUGGAAAAAUACCUGUGUUUCAGUAUCAGGGACAGCAGAAGAAGAUUCAGGUAGAAAUGGAAACCACUCAGCAGAUAAAAUCUGGAGAGAAAUUCUUGAACGGUCAAGAUCUCAUGGGAGUUCUGAAGAUGUGUGUGGCAUGAAUCAUGGAAACAGCAUGGAGUUGAGCCCAACGUCAAUGAAAACUGCAAACUCUGAAAUAAAUUUUGGUCCUCUACAGUGUGAUCCCAAAUCAUCAGAGACCAGUUCCGAUGAAAUAAAAUUGCCGUCGGUUUUACCACCUGAGUCUUCAACAGUAUUACCUUCAUCACAUCUGACAGCUGCUGCUUCUGAAAGUUCUUUAUCAGAAAUUCUAUCUGAAGGUGGUUCCUUGUCCACAGAACUUAUGGACAACCACAGAGACUUGUCGGCGUUUUUGGCCCAGCUACGUCUUUUAGCACUAAAGAAUCAGGCAAUUUCAAUCAAUUCCUUAAGAACUGUGACGACUAAACCUGAUGCCAUGCAAAACUUUGCAGAAGAUGGCGCAGCUUCUGUUACUGACAAACCAUCAUAUAACUCGGUGCUUUCUGUUGCCAAUGCUACAGUUUCUACAAUAGACAAUGCAACAAUUCCUGAAGCUGAUAGGAACAGUGUGGACCAAUCAGAAAUAUCCAAGUUUACUCUCUUUCAUUUCUCUGAUAAAAAUGUCAGCAGUGCUGCAACAAACGGUAACAGUACCACUUUUGAUUCUGCCAUUGUUAAUAACAUAACUAGUCAAGAUUCCGUAUCAAACAUUGAUUCUAUUCCUGUUCUUGAAACUUCCACUCCAAGUGUUUCUGUUCCAGAAAAUUCUUUUGAUCUUGGAGAAAUUAUUGCUCCUCUCCUUUCUAAAUUCAAAGACCGCUUGUUUAUCAGUAACCCUUUCCGUGCUUCUUCACCCAUCUCCAGUUUGACUCGCGUAAGCAAACUGCCUGACUCUUCUUCUCUUAGCGCUAAUGAAGACUUGUCUCCAAAGACAGCAGCUCAGUAUGACGACUCCUCUUCGCAAAACACUUUCCCUUCUCUUGAAAAAAUCAGAACUGCUCAAGCUCUCUCUCCUCAGGAACCAGCUUAUCAAAACUCGCCAACCCCUCAUUACUGUCCACCUCAAACAAACACGUCCACACUGGACUCUCUGCCCUUUUCUCACACCACAUUACAUAGCUGUAGUGACCAAAGCAACAUGACAAGAACCAAUCAGAUAUGUGUCCCAGAACCACCAGAAUUAUUGUCUCCCACAAUUUCCCAAUAUUCCUACAGUUCAUCAUCCAGCCUUGAUGAAAUAGACACAGAUAACCACCGACUAUUAGCACCAGACCAAAAUUUGUGUCUUUCAGACAAAUCAUUCCUUAAUUCUGUUGAAGUUGUCAAAGAAAUCAACCUACAAAAUUCUAAAGAUCAACAACAACAGCCGACGUCUAUCUCAGUUCCAAGUGAUUCCAUGCUUUAUUCUAAUCUUUGCAAUCAGUCGCAGUCUCUCUCUUCCUCCUCACCACCACCACCGUCCAAUCAAGUCGUCUCCCAGAAGUCGCCCGGUGCAUCGCACCUUUUGCUGAAUGGUGCCAUCAAAGACCAAGGUUUGGAAGAGUCCAGUGUCUCAGACUCGACAAGUCGAUCUCAAUGUACUGUUGUGAUGAGGAAAGUUUCAUCCAAGAAAAUGCCUUUAGCUCACUCUGCAUCUUCGCCGUCAUCGUCAUCAUCGACAACAACAGCAACAAUAGAGAAAACAGACAAAACUGCUGCAAUGAAAUCUACAUCGUUUGCAAACUCAGCACAAAUUUGGUCAGAGAUUCCUCCACCCAAAGCCGCAUCCAAUGCUAUGAUUCCACCCCAAAACACUAAAUCUGCUGACUGUCACUCAUCCUCAUCAGCCUCGUCUCUGACUCAGUAUUCUUAUUCUUCCUCUCCUUCCUCCUCUUCUUCCCAAGAAGAUCUUUCUACCAAUUCUAAUUGCAUUGUACCAAACCCUUCUAAAGGACCUGCAAUGUGUGAAGCCAAAAUUUUCUUCAACCCUUUAUCAAAUGGUGCUGAUGUUAUCACGCAGGAGGAAAAGGCAUUGUGGGGAGAUGGGCCCAAGGCAGAUGAUGCUAACGAUGGAGCCUGGUUCUCUCUGUUACAGGAGGACGUUUCUAUGGCAACAUCAAACGGCUCACCACUUUUCAAACAUGAAAGCCUUCCCCUCAGUAUAUCUCCAAUUCUCAGUUCUAUCCACAGCGAAAGUACUGAUGACACACCAGACCGAUAUUCCUCUCCUCCAUUACAGUUCCAACAGGUAACCUUACAGUCAACCUGCAAAAUGGAGAACCCUUACCGUCAAACCUUGCCUGACCCCGUAACUCUCAACGUUGUCAAUUCUUCGUCUUCACCACAACCAAUGUCAACAUUGACAACGAUGACAGCCACGACACAACAGUCUAAUGGGAAUAGCUUGUCCCUCUCGGGUGAAAAUAACUCAUCAUCAGGACAAGCGGUCACCAUUUUGACCAGUUCCAGUACUCUUAGUGGUCUGAGUGAUUUAUCUCUUCCCAGCAACAUCAAACAAGACUAUCGAGUCCUGUUAGAUCAGGCGAGAACGUUUAUGAAGCGCUUCAAAGAAAACGAGAAAAAGCAAAAUGCCUCAGACUCCCAGGCUAGUCAAAAUGUGUGUAAGGAGCCAACAGCUUUAGAACAACAGGGGCCCAAUCGAGCAACAGCUUUUGAACAGCAGGGGCCCAAUAGAACAACAGCUUUUGAACAACAGGGUCCCAAUUUAGCCACAGCUUUUGAACAACAGGGCCCCAAUAGAGCAACAGCUUUUGAACAGCAGAGGCUCACUACAGAAGGAGUGAAUGCACCAACAGCUCUUGAACAGCAAGGGACCAGCAUAACAACUGCUGGUGACCAACAGGGUCCCGUUGCACCAACUGUUACUGAACUGCAAGGUGUCGAUGAAAUUGUCCCUAUUGAACAACUAGAUCCCAAUGAUGUUGCAGAAAUUAUUCAGAGGCAUGAAGUUUCCUUGAAAAGAUUUGAUUCCAUAUUUGAUCAGAUGCAACAAUCCUCUGUUGGAAUUUUAGAAGAACCCGACCUAAGCUUGGUUUCCAGUGAAACACUUUCCAACUUAGAUUAUGGAAGCAGCUAAACAGACAAAUCCACCAAUUUGGAUGUCAGAUACUCAAUAAUUUAGAGGAUCAAUUGGUAGCAAUCUGAAUUAACACCUGAGGAAAACAGUGAGGACCAACAAACAAACAUCUGGUUGCUAUGGAAAACCAAAAUUAACAAAAGUGACCUUACCAAAGCUUUCAUUGUACCAUAAAGUUGUAGUUUUGAGUCGUUAUUUAUU